AUGAUGUUAGUGUUGACGAGGAGUUACGCGGCAAAAGAAUGGGAUGAUGAACGUAAUAUUCGUGGAAUAAUCUUUGCGUUCUUGCCGCUACUCCUUCUAGGAAAUGUACUUGCUCAUAGGUGGUAUGCGCUGCGUCUCCUUGAAUCUGACCCCAAAUACAAACCAGAGAUAGUAGUGCGCCCAGCAACACCAGAAUGGCAUAUUGAUUUCUAA
Wallemia ichthyophaga EXF-994 is the source of this 213-nucleotide messenger RNA. RefSeq lists its product as uncharacterized. The transcript is spliced from 4 exons. Bases 1 to 213 code for a protein of 70 amino acids. NCBI's taxonomy places the organism in Eukaryota, Fungi, Basidiomycota, Wallemiomycetes, Wallemiales, Wallemiaceae. The record is from RefSeq and is a predicted model, not a curated record.